GAGUCUUCUUCUUCUGGCGAAAUCUCUCGACGAGCAGAUCGGAUCGAAUCUAUUCUCGAUAGUAAAGGAGGGAAAGGCUAUAUCUGCUGCCCACCGACUGCGUAUCUUCUCGCUUGCCUUCCCCGCUGCCAUCGCCGGCCCAGUUCUUGUGCCUCUCCUUCUCUCGGUCGACUCUCGUCGUCGUUCCCAACCAUCGCGGUCGCCGAAGGUUGGUCGGUGUCUUUUGACUGCCUGAGGGUGAAGGACCUACAAGAUAAACACCGUUGAUGUAGGGUUGAGGUUACCUUAGGCGGAGUCCCCUGUAAUGCCCAAAUCAGACAGUGAGGAGUGGAACUCGAAGCAACGACCAGCUUAACUAGAGUUGACUGGAGCAGAACAUCUUCACAAUUUGCAAUCUUGGCAUACAGAUACUGAACAACCAUCAUGUUUGCAGCACUCAUAGCAACAUCCUGACAUGAAGUGGUUGUGCAGCACUUACAACAAUAUCCUGAAUACAUAGCACACGAGCAGCACUAGCUUGUAGAGAGACAGAGGGAGAGAAUGGAGAGUGCUAACUUCGUGGUUGCUUUAAGCCUGGGUGGCCACAGGGUCCUCGGUGAACAGUUGUUAGGAAGAUGACUGGCUACCACACAUCAAGAGAGGAAACGAUCUGUAGCCAGUUCUAUCAUCUCUCAACUUUACUGAAGUUCCUUUGAGUUUGAAAGCUCCUAUGGCACAGCCAUCAAAUCAAAAGACAGUAUCGGUGUAUUUUUAUAUUCCCAAUAUUAUAGGAUAUAUAAGAGUCAUCAUGAAUUGUGUGGCAUUUGCUCUUUGUUAUUAUCAGAAGACUCUCUUUACCAUUCUCUACUUCGUUAGCUUUUGCUGUGAUGCAUUGGAUGGUUGGCUUGCUCGGAAGUUCAAUCAAGUGUCAACUUUUGGAGCUGUUUUGGAUAUGGUAACUGACAGGGUUAGCACUGCAUGUCUACUGGCUGUUCUCUCACAAUUGUAUAGGCCAGGCUUGAUUUUCCUGGCAUUGCUUGGGUUGGACAUUGCAAGUCAUUGGCUGCAAAUGUACAGUUCAUUCUUAUCUGGCAAAACUAGCCACAAGGAUGUAAAGGACUCAACUAAUUGGCUUUUCAAAUUAUACUAUGGGAACCGCAUGUUCAUGGCCUUCUGCUGUGUUGGAUCUGAGGUUCUUUACAUUAUCCUCUAUGUUCUUGCUGAUGAGAAAUAUGAAAGCUUGUUUGAGGUUUAUGCAUAUGCUUUGGGACAAAAGUCACUUCUUUCUUUACUGUUCCUUUUAGCUUCCAUUGGAUGUGCAAUUAAGCAAGUGGUGAACGUCAUCCAGAUGAAGUCUGCUGCAGAUGCUUGUGUGUAUCAUGAUAUGAAAAGAAGCACCUGAGGAUGAACUCCGAGUAACUGAUGUCAGUGGCUCCAUUUCUGCUCAAAGCAAACCUUGGCAAUCAACUUUUGACUUUUAUUUGACUUUGAAACUGUUUGGGCGUCUUAAAAAGUUAGGUCCACUUUAUUCAUAUUCAACUGAUUGGGACUUUAUCAAUAGUGUUUCAUGUCUUUGUUAUGAGAGAUUUUGGGGAGUCGUGGAACAAUCACCAUUUCAGUUUUGGCACUAAUCUAGAGCUUGAAUUUUCAGUGAUA
Messenger RNA from Musa acuminata AAA Group (dessert banana), 1635 nucleotides. Its product is annotated as probable CDP-diacylglycerol--inositol 3-phosphatidyltransferase 2. The transcript has 13 exons. Bases 710 to 1381 code for a protein of 223 amino acids. The record is from RefSeq and is a predicted model, not a curated record. NCBI's taxonomy places the organism in Eukaryota, Viridiplantae, Streptophyta, Magnoliopsida, Zingiberales, Musaceae. Gene Ontology annotation, biological process: phosphatidylinositol biosynthetic process. Gene Ontology annotation, molecular function: CDP-diacylglycerol-inositol 3-phosphatidyltransferase activity. Gene Ontology annotation, cellular component: Golgi apparatus; membrane.